This is a messenger RNA of Histoplasma capsulatum G186AR, 1010 nucleotides long. RefSeq lists its product as uncharacterized. Bases 1 to 243 code for a protein of 80 amino acids. The record is from RefSeq and is a predicted model, not a curated record. Lineage: Eukaryota; Fungi; Ascomycota; Eurotiomycetes; Onygenales; Ajellomycetaceae. The transcript is spliced from 2 exons.
AUGACUCCCCAAGCAUUCCCCCAAUUAGGCGGUGCAGGACCUAGUCCCGGCGCUCGCGGCUGGGACCAGCAAGGAGCAGCAAACUUUGGUGGGGGACCUGGGAUGCCCUCUGCAGGAGGCUAUGGUCAACAGCUUCCAGGAGGUGCGGCCGGAUACGGCCGCGGACAGUCUACUCCGGCAUCAGGUUGGGCUCAGCCGAAUAGUGGAAGCUUCGGGAAUGGGUUUGGAGGAUAUCAACCUUGAAAAAAAAUACACAACAACAAACAUCGAAAUUCCUCCCCCGCCUUUUUUUCUUUUCGUUUUAGUUUCCUGUGCACGCACCACGACUGCUAGGAUGGCAUGAUGUCUCCCACAUGAAAAAAAAAACUCUUCUUUCUACCUCAGCCCACCACCCCCUGCAAAACAAAAAAAUAAUUAAAUACCCCUGCCGCGCAAGCUCGACAUAUUAUUAGGAUUGAUUGAUUGAUUGAUUGAUUUUUUUUGUUUGUUUUGUUUGUGAGGAAGCUAUUUCGAUUUUUGUUGUUUCCUAUGUCAAUUUUGUUGUGUUUUCUUCUCUGGUUUACCUUCUAACGUCUUUCAAACCACACCCUAUUCUUUCGCCUCUCCGAUUCUUUUCUCUUAUUCAUCCCCUUUGCUUGUCCUAUUCCUUCCCCUCACUUUGUCUCUCCCCUCUUCUUUUCGUCCAGCUUAACGCUAUUAUUCCAAUCUCUCAUUUGUUUUCCUUUACUGCAGUUACUGCAGUUACUUUAUUUAACGCCAUCUGAUUGACCCGUCUCUUGCUCUGCCAAAAAAAAAAGUUUUUUAACUCAUUGAAUUAUUGAAAGUAUUAUGGGUCUUGUUAUUCUACUUUAUUUCCUUCAAUUUCCAUCCUUUCCUCCGCUUUAUUUGUCACUGAACUAUAUCGAAAUUGUUUCUUUUCGACUUCUGUUUCUCACCCAACCCGCUCCCUUCUUUUCUAGUGGUUGCUUGGGUCCUUUUUCUCUCGGAAAUGAAAUUCUUCUUUUUCAAUU